Molecule: messenger RNA, 924 nt
Organism: Penicillium chermesinum
Lineage: Eukaryota; Fungi; Ascomycota; Eurotiomycetes; Eurotiales; Aspergillaceae
Exons: 3
Coding region: 1-924 (307 amino acids)
Source: RefSeq, a predicted model, not a curated record
AUGCAAACGACCUCAAUUCAGACCAGUCCAAUGAAGGACGGGCGCCGCAUUCUGGGCGAGAAGGAUACCAAUGCGUGCUUCUCGCCAGUCCACCAGAAUAAACAGUCGAUUUUGGUCGGAACGCCCACCAAACGAGCCCUCUUUGCUCCCGUGUCUCCUAAGAAGCUCCUACCCUCGCCAAUAUUUGCCGGUCAAAAGCGUUCACGGGACCAAGUUGAGGAAACUGAAUUGAACAAUGCCCCGCCGGCCACGCGGGGCGAAGAAAACUUCAAUUCCACGGACACACAAGAUACCCAGCAGACAAACAGAGGAAAAGACGCGCUGGAUCGCGUCGCUGCACCAUCAUCAAGCUCCGAGCGCGACCAGCGUCAGCAGGAGACGAAACAAAACCCACCAAGCGUGGCCGGGAGCGCUGUUCAAGCUUCACGGAAAGUCCCCGAAGACUUCCAUGCACGAAAGAUUUUCAUUCAAGAAAAAGCGGCUCUUCUCCGAAACACGCUCCAAACUGCCAUGCAGAGCGUGACAGACCACCAAAUCGACCGCCGUGUCUCUGAUCUCGAGGAACACAGUCGUAAAGUCCCCCGAAUCACGCCCUCGUCCUUCUCUUCUCCCCUCCCUGCCUUGUCCUUCCGGAAACCCACUACGCCCCAAUUCCACACGCCGCGUCUUGGGUCUAUGCUAGACAUGAGUUCUACUCCCACCCAGCAAACCCCCGAUCUUCCACGGCGGUACUCUCCUAUCAAGCACACUUCCGUCAAGCUGCAGAGCACGCCUCUCCCCGAGGGCGGCUCUCCUAUGCAGCUGAGUAGCCCGCCGGCAACCGUAAUCCAUCAUGGCAAUGAUGAAAGCAGUGAUCGGAUGGAACAAGAUCGGAAGGAGACGAGUGAGGGGGCUUUCUCCUUCGCAAAGAGGAGAUGCUGUUGA